AUGACUUCCCUUGCCGAGCGCGUCGCUCGUCUUGCAUUAUCCAAGUUUGACGCUUUGCCCCAAAAUUGUAAACCACGCACUCUAGCAGAUGGCCGAAGAGAAUGGACUCCUUUGUCGGUUAUUGUCUUGGAGCAUGGAAACAACCAAAACUUGACUUGUAUAUCUUUGGCAACAGGGACAAAAUGUCUGGCUGCUUCCGCACUACCCAAAUGUCUCGGUUCCGUUCUCCACGAUUGUCAUGCGGAGAUCCUUGCUUUACGCGGCUUCAACUACUGGCUGCUUAGGGAAGUCCAGGCAAUGCUCGAGGAGCCCGCAUACAGCUCCCCUUUUAUAGAAAUUAGCAACGUGAUACAGAACCUUGAACAAGGCACCUUCUCGCCUGAUUACCGUCCGCCUUGGAAAUUACGGCAAGAUGUUUCCAUUCACUUUUUCACGACGGAGGCUCCUUGCGGUGAUGCGUCUAUGGAAAUUCUUAUGAAUUCAUUCUCUUCUGAUGCAGCAGUGCCUUGGCCGGUGGACGAAAGUGCUGCCACGGUGCUGCAAGGACGAGGUCACUUCUCGCUGUUGGGCCAUGUUCGUCGGAAACCUUCCCGUGCAGAUGCCGAGGCAAGUCUCUCCAAAUCCUGUACCGAUAAGCUAGCUAUCAAACAGUUCUUGAGCACGCUCUCCUUCCCGGCCGAUCUCUUCAUUCGCAGGACCGAGAAUGCAUACAUCCGAAGCCUUGUGGUGUAUUCCGACCAAGUCAACCGUCAGGGCUACGAACGAGCGUUUGGGCUGUCUGGCAGACUCUCUAGUCCCACUUGUUUGGGCCAUUUCUUCCGCGUUGAAGCACUCCCUCCAGAAUUUCGACGAUUUUCUUUCGAGAAAACGCAGCUGAAUUCCCAUAUCACUGGCCAACCAAAAUCCAAAGUGAGCAAUAUUUCUACUCUGUGGAUCAAAGGUCCUGGCACCGGGAUCCAAGAUAACCUAGAAGUCCUGAUCAAUGGAGUCAAGCAAGGCUUCCAGCAAUGGGAUGAAAGGCACAGCAAGGCAAGUGUCGUUUCCAGGAGGAGACUUUGGAAAUUGGGCAAGAGAGUCAGCGAGUCGAUUCUCGAGCACCGGCUCCCACUCAACGGGUCGGACCUUCAACGGGAAACGUUCGACCGCGAAUGGUCCGUGGAACUGCGUCGAGCAUUAUCGGCGAAGACUUACGAACAGGCCAAGUCUUCGUCUCUAAGACAUGCUCACAAGGAAUGUAAAGAACACGUCACUAGCAUCAUGGGAAAUUGGAGCAAGAACGAAGGCGACGAUGACUGGAGCUAUCAUUGA
Rhinocladiella mackenziei CBS 650.93 is the source of this 1308-nucleotide messenger RNA. RefSeq lists its product as uncharacterized. NCBI's taxonomy places the organism in Eukaryota, Fungi, Ascomycota, Eurotiomycetes, Chaetothyriales, Herpotrichiellaceae. The coding region runs from base 1 to 1308 and encodes 435 amino acids. Gene Ontology annotation, biological process: tRNA wobble adenosine to inosine editing. The transcript has 2 exons. Gene Ontology annotation, molecular function: RNA binding; tRNA-specific adenosine-37 deaminase activity. The record is from RefSeq and is a predicted model, not a curated record.